Messenger RNA from Paramisgurnus dabryanus, 1238 nucleotides. The record is from RefSeq and is a predicted model, not a curated record. NCBI's taxonomy places the organism in Eukaryota, Metazoa, Chordata, Actinopteri, Cypriniformes, Cobitidae.
AGGUCAGUUGUCCUGUCACAGCACCCGUACUCGAAAUGUCAUUCACAGUGAAGCAACAACAGAUAGCCUACUGCAUUAUAUAUUGACAUUACGUCUUCAAAAGGGCUAAUCUCAGCUAACUUAACGAGACGGUUAUUUGUUAUGGCUGUUGCAGAACUAGUGGCAAAAUGCUUGCAGGCACGGGAGAUGGCUUACUGUCCCUACAGCAAUUUUCCAGUCGGUGCCGCCAUUCUGACGACAGGAGGCGCCAUUAUCACUGGCUGCAAUGUUGAGAAUGCCUCCUAUGGCCUCACCGUUUGUGCAGAGAGAACUGCAAUACAGAGAGCAGUCGCAGAAGGCUACAGAAGAUUUACAGCUAUAGCGGUCACAUGUGAUAUCAACGACAGUUUUGUGGGACCUUGUGGUGCUUGUCGACAGGUGUUAAUGGAGUUUGGUACAGAAUGGGACGUUUACUUGACUAAGCCAGAUGGAUCCUAUAAGAAGACCAGCCUCAGAGAGCUCCUGCCUUUAGCAUUUACACCAGCUCACCUGGAAAAGAAUUGAUUGUCAUUACAUUUAUUUACAUUUUUGGUAUGAUUCCAGUUGUGAACAGUUAAAAUGUCAGCAGUCCAUUUGCUUUGCUUAAAAUUUUGUUUUAAGAAGGAACAAAGUGCUGCUUCAUUUAAAAAGAACCAAGUCUUUUUAAAGUGACCACUGUGAUGAAAUCUGUAUGCUAUUGUAGCUGUUUACAUUGGUUUGUUAUAGUAACAAUAAUCUGUAGUAGGCAUGGCCCUGUAUGAGAUUUGGCGGUAAGAUAACCCUAAGCAAAAGUACCAUGGUUUCAAAGUGUUGCGGUAUUGCCAUUGCAACAAUAAAGUGUGUUAUUUUCAAAUGUCUACAACAACCUUUCUAAUGAACUCAAUACUUUUUAUUUUUAGGCAACAUUUAACAAGUAUGCCAGGUAAAAAAUAAAGCUUUAAAAAUAUAAUUUUCUUUAAAAAUAUAUACUUUUUGGAAUAUGUUUUAAAUGAAACAUCAAGUCAAUUACAUGACUUAAUGAUUGAAUUAAUUUUGUGUAAACACAGUUCAUACUUUGUAAACAGUAUUACACAAAAAUGUUGAAACCUUUAGUCUUUAAAACCUUUAAACCGGUAACCAGCCCAUGCUUAUAACAAUAUAGGUAUUUAGAACAGUAAAGCUCAAAACAAAUAUUUUCUGUGAAAGCCCGUUGAAUUCUCCCAUAAUUUAUUAAAUUGUAC